ACGUGAUCGCGGCGUUAUGUGCGUUGCACGCGCCAAAAUAAUAUCACAGUGCCACCUUCAAUUAUUGCGGAGGCGUCAUGUAAUCAGAAUAAAUCGACUUUGCAAUCAUUCGGAGAUGAGCACUUCAGAAAAUGUCCUGGAUUUCAUGGCGUUGCGAACUGGAAGGUUUUUCGGAGACUAGAUUGAGAAAAUUUAUAAUAAUUAUCAGGCUUUAAAGAUGAUCAAAAAUUUCAAACCUGAAAACAGCACAAAACUACGUUUAUCAAGCAUAAAAUUACUACUUCUGAUUAAAUUAACGUGACAAAAAUUACGAGACGACCAUGCGGAAAUUGAUGUCUGGGUAACUUGUGAAAUAAUUUUCCUCAUGGAAAAUUGGCUUGGAGAAUGUGGCGGUCGUAAGUUGAUCGAAUUGAUUGACUUUUGGCUCCCGGAGACAAGGGCCAAGGUGAAUCAUGAUUUUCGAACUAAGAGAAAAGAAGUAAUUGCUAAAUAAAACAACCAGAAGAUUUAAUUAACCCUUCGAUGCUGCAAAGAGGAUCUGUAUCACGAAUGAACCCAGCUAGACACGCCCGUUAGCAGAUUUCUAUAUCAGUCAUUUAAUACUAUAAGACCUACCGGAAAUUUGCAGUUAUCUGCAUUCCUUUCAGGGUCGAAUCAACAAGAUGAUUGAUCGUAGAUGUGACUGACAGAUGCCAUCAGUGAAUUUACACAAGAUCUGCAAGUGUGUUUGGAAUACAGAAUUCAUGCAGGUGCAUAUUUUAAGCCUCCACAAUUUCAUUUAUGAAAGAAGAAGGAUUAGUGUGAAUUUAUAAAAGGGUCAGUCUGAAGGAAAAACGUAAAAGGAAACGAAUCAAAGCCGGAAGUAUCGAAGAUCCCUACAGACUGGAUAGUUUGAAUUUCCUGCCGGUGACAUUACUAUUAAUGAACCAAAUAUGAUCUUGACGUAGAAUAUAAAAUGACUGCUGCAAUGGGCUUGGUACAGCAGCAGGUUGCGUCUCAGGACACUGUAGACUAUGUGGAUUACCUGAAGACUUCCCAUAAUCGUAAAGUCCUCGGGAGCUUAAAUGAUCGGUAUCAACUGCAGCAGAACAGUCAGAAGCAAGACAACAGAGAACACAAUACGAGUUUUACGAGCACUAAAGGCCUGCUCAAUGGACCAGGACAGAAUAACUGCUUCCUUAACAGUGCUGUUCAGGUGCUGUGGCAUUUGGACAUCUUCCGGAGAAGUUUUCGAGAAUUGUCUGGCCAUGCUUGCAUGCGUGAGUCCUGUAUAUUUUGUGCUCUCAAGGACCUGUUUUCGCAGCUGCAGUUUUCGCAGGAUAGUGCUCUACCUCCUGAUGCAUUACGACGAGCCUUGGCCGAAAGUUUUCUCGACCAACAACGAUUUCAGCUUGGUUUUAUGGAUGAUGCUGCUGAGUGCUUUGAAAAUAUUCUAUUACGAAUUCAUCUUCACAUUGCAAGUGGAGAGGCGGAGGAUAUGUGCAGUGCACGACACUGUGUCCCUCACCAGAAAUUUGCUAUGACAUUAGUGGAACAAAGUGUUUGUGGAGCAUGCGGAGCUACAUCAGAACCACUUCCAUUCACACAGAUGGUCCAUUAUGUCUCGGCAUCAGCACUUACAUCUCAAGCACGGCAAAUUUUACCAGCUUCCAAGAAUAAUCCAGAUUUAUUUGGUCAACUUUUGCGAAAAGCUGGUGGUAUGGGAGACAUCCGUGACUGUCCAAGUGCGUGUGGAGCUAAAAUACAGAUUUGUCGAACGCUGAUGAACAGACCAGAGAUAGUAUCAGUUGGAGUCGUAUGGGAUAGCGAAAGACCUUCUCUUGAACAUAUCAUGGAUGUGUUCGCAACUGUCGGUACGUGCCUACGACUCAGCGACGUUUUUCACAGUGUUGUAGACUCGCGUUGGGGUGCUUCCACUGUUCAUAAUCUCGUUGGGGUAGUCACGUACUACGGCAAGCAUUAUUCAACGUUCUUCUUCCAUACAAAGUUGAAGGUAUGGAUUUACUUUGAUGACGCAACUGUUAAAGAAAUCGGUCCACGUUGGGAGCAAGUUGUUGAGAAAUGUAGAAAAGGUCGAUAUCAACCUCUUUUACUUUUAUACGCUACUCCCGGCGGAACUCCAGUAAAUACGGAAAAUGCUCCAAAAAUUGUCACUCCUUUUCCCAAUACCAAAGGUUGGAAAACUUCACCACAGAAAAAUAAUGUUAGGAGAUCUGUUACACCUAGUCCUGAAAAACCUCUCAUUAAUAAUACUGCCAGACGAGCGAUAACUCCUAAUCCUGAUAGUCCGCCUCACGUUUACACUCAGCGAAGAGUUUAUAGCGACUAUCAAAAUCUUACUGACAUACAGAAUAAUAUCUUUGGAGUAAAGGAUGUUGAUGUAGUGGAUGGUGAGAGUGAAUCCAAGUAUAUUAGUCGACGAGCUGUAGAAAACGUGAUGCAACAGCAGAAGAAACAGCAAUUGCAACUGACACGAAGUCUGAGUGCGGGAUCCAAUUCACAAGACGGCAUUAGUAUUCCGGAUCACUUGAAUGUACCUCGAAGACGUGAUUCGGGUAAUUGGUCAGGAGACAGAAACAGUGCUUCUUCUAGUUCUUCAACAACGAUGGAUAAUCCUUAUCUAUAUAUAGUAAAUAAAAUGCAAAGGAAUUCAGGAAUUCCUAAAAGUCCUACAAGUAAAUCUGGAGAGUUAUCUAGUAGUAGUAGUGGCCACUAUGACGCUGGUUAUGAUUCUUAUUCUCUUUCUUCAACUGACAGUCUUCCACUUCAACAAGGACUUAAACAUAAUUUACAACUUGCUCAAAUACCCGAAGGAUAUCAGCCGGCGCCUGGAGACGAUUGUGAGCGACUUUGCAAAGAGACUGAUGCUCUACUUGACAAAUCCCGAGCAGCUGAAGAUGCUGGAGACUUAGAUACUGCAGCAGCACUUUGUUAUGCUGCGAGUGGUAAAGCUAGAGCUGCCAUGGACGCGCCUUACAAUAAUCCUCAUAGUAUAACAAUUGCUAGGAUGAAACAUAACACCUGCGUUAUGCGAACACGAAGCCUUCAUAGAAGGAUAUUGCAAGAGCAAGCAAUAGCUAAUGGUGAAAAAGAUGAAUCGCUUCCGGAAGGAAGACAUUCACGAGAGAGUAGUAAAUCAGGACAACACUCACGUCAAAAUUCACGUGACAAAGGUAAUCAUUCUCGACAGAAUAGUCGGGAAAUGUUAGUUAAUGUAUCUUCAGAAGCUAUAGAUAAACCUGCUACUAAAAAUAUUGAGAUUUAUGCGACUCUGCCUAAGAAGAAAACGUUGAGGAGUAAAGUAACAGCUGUAAAUGUUAUUGAAGAUGAAGAAUAUAUGCUUUAUGAUAAACCAACGCAACGAACAGGAUUUUUUGGUCGAACUAAAAGAUGUGAUGAUCAAAAGGAGAAAAAGCGUGCCAGAAGUGAAGAAAGAAAUAAAAAUAUUGCAAAAGACUUUUCUAUUGCACCAUCAAAGCCAACACCCUCACCAAAAAAUUCUAAACAAGAUAAAAAAGAAAAUCCAGAAAAUUCUAAGAACUUACCUAAUGGUGUUGAAACACUUACUGAUCAAAAACAAGGAAAGAAGCAGCAUAAAAUUAGAAGGAAAUUGUUAAUGGGAGGAUUAAUUAAGAGGAAGAAUCGAAGUAUGCCAGAUCUUCGGGAAGGACAAGAUGGCCAGCCGAUCGCUCCUCCAGAGACUACUACUAACACUUUGCCAAAACAGUCUGUUGAUGAUUCAACAGUCGGUUUAAAGGGAAAUAAUGUUGGUCAAUCAUUGAGCGGUUAUUUAUCAGAGGGUCACCUGGAGUUUUCUGGUAAUAGUCCAAAUGGAAAUCCAAAUCUGGAACGUAGUCGUUUGAUGAGGAAAAGCUUCCACGGUAGCGCUGGAAAAGCGCUACAUGUUGCGAAAGUCCCUCCGCCACCGCCGCUCAGGACCACUUCCCAACUUAGCAAGGCUAAGUGUCCUGGAGAAGUGCACAACGAGCACCAAUCAGAUAAAUCAUAUAAUCCAUCUGAUGGGCAGUGUGCGAUGAAUUCUUCUCAAGAUCAAUCGACUAAUGCUUAUUGGAGUCAUUCUAAUCCCAUCAAUUUUAAUCCUAGUAGUCAAAUGUGCAGAAAUAGUUAUGAUGAUUACUCGUCGGAGCCUCAUUCAUUGCAAUUCCUACCUUCCUAUAAUUCAGAACAAAAUGUUAAUCCCGCAUUCACUUCACAAUCAAACCAGCAAAAUCUUGCAAAUAGCAAACCGAGGAUUCAAGAUGAUGUUAUUCAGUAUGCCAACGGUAUUCUUUAUGAACCUACUUUUGUUAUAACACGGGCUGAUGUGCACAACGAACAAAGUCCUGUAAAGACACAGCAGUUGGAAUCACUACCACCAUAUCCAGAGAAUACAAAUAUCAAUGUUUCACAUAGUCGUCAAGCAAGUGAAGAUUUUCCACCACCACCAUAUCCAACUGUUCCUUCAGUCACUCAUUCGCGUCAAGCCAGUGAAGAUUUUCCUCCACCACCAUCGCCUAUUGAAGUAGAUAACUCGUUGACUCAACAGACUGUUCAUCAUUCACAACCACAGCAGCCACAGACACAGACGUAUCAACAGACGACGGAAGCACAGCAAAUCAGCAGUUUACUUGCGCAGCUCCAAAUGAAAAGAGUUCAAAUAUUAACAUCAGAUAAUACAGGAGAAAGAAAAGCUAGUGGAGUACAAGAGGAAGAAGAUAAAAAUUCGGGUGAAACAUGGUUAAGAGAAUUACAAGCUAAACAAGCAGAGAGAAGAUUGAAAAAACAAGGUCCAUUGGAAGGUCAAGAUGUACCGCGAAGUAUCGCAAGAAGAACUAGUGAUUUAAUGAUGAAUAGUAUAGGACCCAUUAACCCUCAAUCUGGUGGCUUUGAUGUGCCGGAUUGUCCUAAGACAGUCUCAUCUGUUAAAGACAUGGCAGCAAGGUUUGAACAAAUUAAAUUACAAUCUGUUAAAACUGAAUCUGAUACCAAAAAUACAUUAAAAUCAAAUAAUAGUUCUGUUUCUCCAUCUCCAACCAUGGGAUUAAGUACUGAAUCUCAAAAGCAAAUUGAAGAAAAUACUCAGCUUCCAUUAUCAAGUGAAAAUCUUGCUGCAUUUUCUAAAUCAGAUAAUUAUUCAAGUCUUACUUCCAGCAUAGAAUCGAGUUCAAGUCAAGGUACAUUUGUAUCCGUUCCAACAGAAAAUUCACAUAAUCAAGUUCCCGGAUCCCAAAAUAGUGGAUUGAAUGCUGCUCUACUUUCUAUGUCAUUGGUAUUGCCUCAUGAAAAUGGGCUUCCGAUAGAUUAUCCUGAAGACGAUAUCAGCGAAGUAGCAAUGCAAAAUACUAUUCAAAAUACGACAAUUUUACCUAAUGAAGAUGAUAUGGCUCCGAAAAAAGCAAAACGACGAGUUGGAAAGAAAAAGAGUGUAUCAUUUUGUGAUCAAGUAGUUUUAGUUGCAACUGCUGAAGAUGAUGAAAAAGAUUCUUAUAUUCCUAAUCCAAUUAUCCAGCGAGUACUUCGUUCUGCUAUAAAUAAUCCUGAAACGGUUCAAGUUUUACGUGAGAUUCGAAGCUUACAGGAAGCAGAAUUGAAUCGAGAAAAUGGUCCUGUCACUAAAUUCCAACAGCAGACAUUGCCUUUGAAAAGUGAAGCCGAUAGUAUUCCAGCAACUCCAUUCCAAGAUCAAUUAAGGAGUGUGAAUUCUGUUACCUCAAUGGUUGAUUCAACAAGACAAGCUUUUAAUCGUCAGAAUGCAAAUGAAUUAAUUGGUUCUAAUCCGGAUACCAAGAAGCCUUUUACUUCCUACACUGCCGACGGUCAUGAAAUACGAGAGAAUUAUCCUACUGUUCAAACAUCACAGCCAAAAAUGUCAUACUCACCGACACAACAGCAGAUAAGAUAUACUCAAAGUGGUGUAGUUCCUUACUGUCAAUCGUCAUCGAUGAAUUCCCAAGGAUAUCCACAAAUUCAACCCGCACAUAUUCGAAAUCAAGCUAUUCCACCUUCGCAAAUUCAGAAACCUGCUAGCCCCUACACAGUUCAGUUAAGCAAUCAAUAUCCUCAAAUGAAUGGCCAGCAGCCACAAAAAGUCAAUAAUAAUGUUCAGAAGAGUUGUUAUCCGGCUUAUUAUCACCUGGAACAACAACAUAAUCAAAUGAAUAUUCAAAUGAGUGCUCAACAGUUUCAACAAAAUGGUUCUCAACGUAGUUCAAGUCUUAAUGCCAGUCCAAUAACUGUUCAACAUUCUCAACCACACGGAUAUCCUCUUAAUCAAUCUCCAAAUCCUUAUCAGCAAUACGCUUCACAGAAUCAAUAUCCUAUUAAUAAUUAUCAAAGUUAUCCUGGACAAAAUGGAAAUCAACAAGGUCGAUUGAAUCAAUCCGCGCCUCAAUAUCAAUCACCACCGAAUCCUGGUAAUUAUCAGCAGCAACAGAUGUCUGCUCAGCAUCAUCAGCAGUCAAGCAUGCAGCCACAAUCGGUUCAAUCUCAUCUCCAAAUGCCUCAACAACACCAAGCUUAUCAACAAAAUUAUCAAAGGCCACCUCAGAAAGUUGAUCAACCAAUUGUAUUAGGUCCUAAUCAGGUGUACCCUAAUUCUUUACAAAACGGACAAAUUCAGCCUAAUAUGAAGUAUCCAAAUUAUCAACAUCCACCGAUGCUUAAACAAGUUAAACAAGUUUCAAUGCAAGGCAACUCCAAAAGCCCAACAGGAAUGAUGUCAGCACCAAACUCAAUGCAAAAAUCAGUUUCUGCUUCAGCCAUACCUAGAGCUGCUCCUUGUAAUCUAUGUCGUAAGAAACAAAUCGUUGAACCAGCUAUAUAUUGCUCAGAUUGUGAUUUUUAUAUGUCUCGGUUUCGACCAAAAAACUAAGAUUACUACGUUAGUCGUUAUACAAGUGCCAUCGUUUCGCUGAAUAAUUUUUUCAGUGAAGAUUGGUGGCGGUUAGGAACUUCUUUAAAUGCAUUCAUAUAAGACUUAGCAAAAAAGCAAUUAUUAUACUACAGCAAAAACAAUUUUGUAUGUCAAUGUAAAUUUUAAUUUUAGCCGAAGCUGUCGUUUGUCUCCCGUGCAUUUUAAACUUUAAUUUAAAUUUUUGUAGUAAUUAAAUUAAUUUUUUUUAAUCUUCACUGUUGUAAGUAGUUGAAGAAAUGUAUUAUUUAGUUGAGUUAAAAAAUUAUUAGUAGAAUAGAAUGUAUAUAAUUAAUAGACAAGUUUUAAAAGUAUUAAUUAUUAAUAUUGGUGGUUGAAAUAUUGAGAUUUCAAACCUGGAGCGAACCAGGAAUUUUAUUACAAAUCAUGUGUAGAUAGAUUAAGCAUUGUGAUACUAGUAAUGUUGUGUCCGUUCAAAGAACGAUUACGCGUUAUAAGAAAGAAUGUUAACUAUAUUAGAUAUCAUAUGUUAUAAAUGUAAACCUAAGAAAUGAUGUACGAGUGGGAGAAACAUGAUCUCUGUGUAUGUAAUGAUAUGAGUUUAUUUUAUGUCAAAUUUCGAUAUUAUUUUUACAUAUAAUAAUUGUGUAUUAUGUAUUGUAUUAUAUGUUGAAUGAUCUUUUGUGCUGAAUUAAUGUACAAAUAUUUUAAUUUUAUAUUUUUUACAUGAGUAUUUUGUUUUAAAAAUACUAUAUAUAUAUAUAUAUAUACAUAUAUAAAUAAACAUAUG
Molecule: messenger RNA, 7661 nt
Organism: Chelonus insularis
Lineage: Eukaryota; Metazoa; Arthropoda; Insecta; Hymenoptera; Braconidae
Gene: ec
Product: echinus
Exons: 13
Coding region: 956-6871 (1971 amino acids)
Biological process (GO): protein deubiquitination
Molecular function (GO): cysteine-type deubiquitinase activity
Source: RefSeq, a predicted model, not a curated record